AUGAAUAUGUUCAGAUUAGCCGGUGAUAUGACGCAUUUGCUGAGCAUUUUGGUGCUGCUACUCAAAAUUUACGCCACCAAAUCAUGCGCAGGGAUUUCAUUAAAGACACAGGAGCUGUAUGCUGUUGUUUUCUUGACUCGGUAUUUGGAUUUGUUUACGGAUUACAUUUCCUUGUACAAUACUGUGAUGAAAGUGGUCUUCAUUGUGAGCUCUCUGGCAAUUGUGUAUUGCAUGCGCUAUCAUCGAACUGUAAGGCGCUCAUAUAAUCAUGAUCUUGAUACAUUCCGCCAUUACUUCGUUAUCCUGGGUUGUUUUGUCUUGGCACUCGUGGUUCAUGAGAAAUUCACGAUACAGGAGGUACUCUGGGCAUUUUCCAUUUAUUUGGAGGCAGUGGCAAUCUUACCCCAGUUGGUUCUAUUGCAAAGAAGUGGAAAUGUUGACAACCUAACUGGACAAUAUGUGUUUCUUCUUGGGGCUUAUCGUGGAUUGUACAUCCUGAACUGGAUUUACCGCUACUUCUCAGAGCAGCACUUUGGGCGAUGGAUAGCUUGCGUAUCUGGUCUUGUUCAAACUGCCCUUUAUGCAGAUUUCUUCUAUUACUACUUUCUCAGGUUGGAUAGUGAUUCAAUAAUUUGUGGAAAUGGGUGGUGGGUUUUGAGUGCUGCACUUGGUAUGACCGUUCCUUUCUUUCGUUUCUCCCUGAGGUUCCGAGUGCUGAUAGGAGGAUUCCCUUCAGAGAGAAGUGUGAUUUAUACUGUGGUAUCUCUUUUUAUCUUUCUGGUCUGUAGUCAACUCCCUCUUUAUGGGAUACACACUAACACGGGCGCCGACCCUUUCUAUUGGAUGCGCGCUAUUCUUGCCUCAAGUCGUGGGACUAUAAUGGAGCUGGGAGUUACGCCCAUUGUGACUUCAGGACUUUCUCUUUUCAAUCUCAAAGUUCUUAGAUAUAAAACUCAGAGUCGGUUGCCACUUUUAUCUCUUCGUAGGGCCACUGCAUUGGUUCUUAACGUGAAACCCUUGUCACAUUGUGAGCUUUACCUUAGCAGUCAGCUUUGUGCCACCCAUUUGGCAAACUUAUCCUAUCUAUGUUGCAGAAAUGGCGCCCAGAAGCUGCCAGGCAUCUUGAUUGCUAUUGGAGAAGCUGUUGCUUAUGUGCUGUCAGGAAUGUAUGGCAGCAUUGGUCAACUUGGUGUUGGCAAUGCUAUUCUGAUUAUUGUUCAACUCUGCUUUGCCAGAAUCAUUGUAAUAUGCUUAGAUGAGCUUCUUCAGAAGGGUUAUGGCCUUGGCUCUGGAAUAUCAUUAUGUGUAGCAACCAACAUAUGUGAAAAUAUCAUCUGUAAAGCAUUUAGCCCCACAACUAUUAAUAGUGGUGUGGCGCUGAAUUCGAAGAAUCUUCCAAAUGUCACAGAUCUUCUUGCAACAGUUUUGAUUUUCCUUAUAGUUAUAUAUUUCCAAGGGUUCCGUGUGGUUUUGCCUGUGCGAUCAAAAAAUGCACGUGGACAACAGGGUUCAUACCCUAUCAAGCUGUUUUAUACCUCAAACAUGCCCAUCAUUCUUCAAUCUGCACUUGUAUCAAACCUGUAUUUCAUCUCCCAGUUGCUUCACAGAAAGUUUAGUGGAAAUUUCUUUACUUGGUUAGUUUAUUGGGCAAGUGGAAAAAAUCUGAAUAUUCAGUCAAUCAAUUUCUGUUGGUGGUCUGGCUUAUUACGUGACUGCACCAUCAACUUGGCAGACAUGUAUGGACAUCCCUUCCAUGCUCUAUUUUACUUGCUCUUCAUGCUCACAGCCUGUGCACUAUUCUCACAAACCGGGAUUGAAGUUUCUGGAUCUUCUGCUAGAGAUGUGACCAAACAGCUAAAGGAGCAACAAAUGGUGAUGCCUGGACAUCGUGAAACCAACUUACAGAAAGAAUUGAAUCGUGACAUACCCACUGCAGCGGCCUUUGGGGUAUGUGCAUCGGUGCCUUAA
Oldenlandia corymbosa var. corymbosa is the source of this 1968-nucleotide messenger RNA. The record is from the annotation of a GenBank genome assembly. NCBI's taxonomy places the organism in Eukaryota, Viridiplantae, Streptophyta, Magnoliopsida, Gentianales, Rubiaceae.